Molecule: messenger RNA, 1721 nt
Organism: Effrenium voratum
Lineage: Eukaryota; Dinophyceae; Suessiales; Symbiodiniaceae
Source: the annotation of a GenBank genome assembly
UUGGUUCAAGCAGAACCGGUUCCUCUUGUGCAGUGAGGUCAAGAUGCCUCCCAAAUUUGUGAGUGAUGGUGUGCACUUCAAGCAUGCGUUCUGCUCCUUGAACGGCGGCAAGCUGGAUGACUUCUACAAGGUGGAGACCAAGAAGAAGCUCGGCGAGGGCUCCUACGGCUCCGUGUCGAAAGGCGUGCACAAGUCCACGAACGCGUUGCGCGCCAUCAAGGCCAUCGACCGAACGAAGAUCGCCGAUGGAGAACGCUUCCAGACUGAAGUUGACAUCCAGUCUGCACUGGACCAUCCCAACAUCGUUAAGCUAUACGAGGUGUUUGUAGAUGCCAAGAAGGUGUACUUGGUGAUGGAGCUUUGCAAUGGCGGGGAGCUUUUCGACCGCAUCCUGGAAGAAGCUGAGAAGCACGAAGGAAAUGACGCAGCACGGGCCUUCGAUGAGCGCGGAGCGGCGACAUAUAUGCAGCAGAUCCUCGGGGCAAUGAGCUAUUUGCACAACAACGACUUUGUACACCGCGACAUCAAGCCCGAGAAUUUCCUGUUGCAGAAUCGGGACCCUGACGCCCCUAUCAAGGUCAUUGACUUUGGCUUGGCGAAGCACCACAAGGUGGCCUCCGGCGAGAAGAUGAAAACCAAGGCGGGGACGCCGUACUACGUGGCGCCGCAAGUGCUGGAGGGCUGCUACGAUGAGAAGUGCGACGUGUGGAGCUGCGGGGUGAUUUGCUACAUCCUCCUUUGCGGCUAUCCGCCAUUCUAUGGGGACACAGAUCCUGAUAUUCUGCGAAUGGUGAAGAAGGGCGCCUUCACCUUUCCCCCGGAGGACUGGGACGACAUCUCACCCGACGCCAAAGACUGCAUCUCGCUGAUGCUCACCUUCAACGCCGCCAAACGGCCCAGCGCGGCACAGAUGCUGGAGCACCGGUGGCUGGACAAGAACGCAGAGGCUCCCAAGGGCAAGCCGCCCAAGGACCUGUGCAGAAACUUGAAGAAGUUCAACGAGGGCUCCCGCAUGAAGAAGGUGGCGCUGACACUCAUUGCGCAGCAGCUCAAGGAUGAAGAUCUCGAGCAACUCCGAACCACUUUCUUGGUGCUGGAUAAGAAUAAGGAUGGUACACUCAGCAUCGAAGAGAUCCAAAAGGGCAUCGCCGAUUCGGCUCUGGAGAUUCCACCGGACCUCAUUGAAAUCAUGUUGAAUCUUGACACGGACGGUUCUGGAAACAUUGACUACACAGAAUUCAUCGCGGCCACCUUGAACCACAAGCAGUACCUCAAGAAGGAGGUGCUGUGGUCAGCCUUCAGGGUGUUCGACAAGGAUGGCGAUGGAAAAAUCACCAAGCAAGAGCUUGGGGCCAUUUUGAAGGAGCAAGCUGAUGGGGAGGCAAUCCGGGACAUGGUCUCGGAAGUCGACUUGGAUGGCGAUGGCGAGAUUUCAUUCGAUGAGUUUGUAAAGAUGAUGGAGAAGGGCGUCGAUUUGAAGUAGGAGCUCAUGGGAGCGAGAAGCCAGCGUGAAGAGCAAGAAGUGUGAGAAGUGCGAGAGAUGGAGAAGCAUCCAUUCUCAAGCGCAAGCGAAACAAAAGUAACCGCCAAACGCAUGAAUAUUCUCACCGCGUGUCACGAGUGUCUCACCGGACAGGACUGAGCCGAGCGGAAACUGAUGCGUUCCCUCGUGAAAGCUCCAAGCCAACAAAUUCGAUAGUUCGAGUGAGGAAAGCACACCA